Messenger RNA from Emiliania huxleyi CCMP1516, 573 nucleotides. RefSeq lists its product as hypothetical. The annotation marks the transcript as partial. The transcript has 2 exons. The record is from RefSeq and is a predicted model, not a curated record. NCBI's taxonomy places the organism in Eukaryota, Haptophyta, Isochrysidales, Noelaerhabdaceae.
AUGGCCGAGCCGCGGCGCUCGUCAAAUUUUGGGCGCGUGGACGCGCUCCGCUGGUGGCUCAAGCUCUCUCACGCCGCCGCGCCCGCCUGCCCGGGCACGUGCUUCCAAACGCAGCGCUCCAAGCGCAAGCAGCACGAGGUGGACAUGGCUGACAGCCUCGAGGUGGCCGUCGCGCGCGUGACCGCGUGGGCGGCGGAGGAGCGGACGCGCCUCCAGCCUGUCCAGCCGCACCGCGCGGACCAGUUCGCCAAAAUCCUGGCCGAGCUGCCGCAGUACGCGUCGAACGAGUGGGACGCCUUCAACGAGAGGGCGCUCCUGCCGCUGCUGCGCCGCCUCAAGGAGGGCAGCAUCGGCCGCAAGCCGCGCGAGCCAGACGCCACCGGACUGCGGAGGGAGGUGAGCGGCGCAUCUGCCGCCGCGCUGCAGGGGCACGUGCGGCGGCUGGUCGAUGCGCUGCGCGGGCUGCACGACGACGCGCCGCGGCUGUGCGCGGAGCUGCCCUCGCGCGCGACUCGCGUCGCCAAGCUGCUGCAGAAGCAAUGUGGCGAGCUGCAAAAACUGCUCGACCUACCC